UAAUGUUCCAGGCGAGCUGCACGUCAAGUUUAAGUCAGCUGCGACAUGUGCAGAUAAUGUUCCCACGUCAAUACCGAUAACCGUUUUUGCUUUGACGAUGGCAUUAAAUUGCAGUACAUUUAGACGCCUUAUCUUAGGAACACAGAUCGCGGCCUGCACAAAGAGAGCAGUUCAACAGACAUGUGGGCGAUACAGAGUAUGUCGAUGGUAUUCUGGUGUCACUCAUGAAGAGAAAAGGCUGGAGCAGGUCGGAGAGCUUGUGGUUCCAGAUAGUCAUAGGCGAGUCCUGAAGGAUGUCCUGCCUUUCUCAUCAUUCCUUAUAGACUCCUUUGGACGCAGACAUAAUUACCUUCGCAUUUCUCUUACUGAGAAAUGUAACCUCCGCUGUCAGUACUGUAUGCCGCAGGAAGGAGUAAUGCUCACCCAUCGCUCUCAGCUCCUAACAGCAGAAGAGUUGUUGAUGUUAGCCAGACUCUUUGUACGAGAGGGCAUAAAUAAGAUAAGACUGACUGGAGGAGAGCCUCUAAUUCGCCCAGACGUUCUGCCUAUAAUAGCGGAACUGAGGAAGUUGGAGGGUCUAAAGACCAUUGCAAUCACUACAAAUGGGAUGAAUCUGACCCGACUGUUGCCCAGUUUAAAGAAAGCUGGAGUGGAUCUACUCAACAUCAGUCUGGACACUCUGGUGCCGGCAAAAUUUGAGUUCAUCGCUAGACGAAAAGGGUUUCAUAAAGUGAUGGAGGGCAUUGAAAAGGCUAUUGAAAUGGGAUACAAUCCACUCAAGGUGAACUGUGUGGUCAUGAGAGGUUUGAAUGAAGAUGAGUUGAUUGACUUUGCGUCACUGACAGAGAGAAAACCAUUGGAUGUGAGAUUCAUAGAGUACAUGCCUUUUGAUGGUAACAGAUGGAAUUUCAAGAUGAUGGUGAGCUACCAAGAGAUGCUGGACUGUAUAAAACAAAAAUGGCCCAAUCUGGAGCCUGUGCCUGGAGAGGAAACGGAUACAGCCAAGGCAUUUAGAAUACCAGGAUUUCGGGGCCAGCUGGGCUUUAUUACCUCCAUGUCAGACAAUUUCUGUGGCUCCUGUAACCGCCUGCGCAUCACAGCUGAUGGCAACCUUAAGGUUUGUUUGUUUGGAAACUCAGAGGUCUCUUUGAGGGAUUUUCUGCGCUCUGGCGCAACUGAAGAGGAACUCCUGCACGUCAUAGGGGCAGCAGUUGGGAGAAAGAAGAAACAGCAUGCGGGGAUGUUCAAUAUAUCGCAGAUGAAGAACAGGCCAAUGAUACUCAUUGGUAAAGAAUUCAAAUGGCUGCUGUCAGUUUUACGUUCAACAAUUCACAUUCAACACUUCCGUGGUAAAGCCCAUCAGGACUACACGCACCUUAACUACACUUUUGUUAAUGAUGCACUAGCUUCGAGUCUUUGUAAAAAGCAAAACCAACCAGAGUUUCUUUCUGUGAAAAGAUCAGUGAAUCAAAGGCAAAGUUGUGCAGCCUCAGAAUCACUUUGCAGUGAAGUGAUGACCAAAGCUUAUUAUCGAGUAAAUGCUAGUGCCUUAAAAAAACACACAGCUUCAACUGUUCAUGCACAUAUUUUGCACUGGGUGUCUCGGCCACCACAGCUACAAUUUAAAAAAAUUCCUCCUGUCUUCUUUCUGAGUGCACUAAUGUCAACAUCCAAAUUUAGAGAUUCAGCUCCUCAGUUUACACGCCAUUACUGCAGUGAAACCCCUAAAUGUGUGUUUGAUAUGAAAACACUACAUAAAGAUGGACAUUCCUCCAGCCUUGAUGGAACCUCUGAUCAGUUAACCCACACUGAUGCACAGGGUAAAGCCUCCAUGGUCAAUGUGGGCAGUAAGGCGGUGACUUGUCGCAUAGCCAUUGCUUGUGGCAAGGUUGUCCUGGGCCCAAAAGCUUUUAAUUUGGUCCGUGAUAACCAGCUGGCGAAGGGCGAUGCACUAGCAGUAGCACAGCUAGCAGGCAUCAUGGGUGCCAAGCAUACAUCAUCUCUUAUUCCCUUGUGCCACCCGCUUCCUCUUGACCAUGUCUGCAUUUCCAUAGAGUUACUAGAGGAAGAACAUGCUGUCAUCAUCAAGGCAACCUGCCAAACCACAGGCCGCACAGGAGUAGAGAUGGAGGCCUUGACUGCCGUUGCAGUGUCUACGCUAACUCUCUAUGACAUGUGCAAGUCAGUCAGCCAUGGCAUUGUUAUUGCUGACAUCAAGUUGCUUAGUAAAACAGGUGGACAGAGAGGUGAUUUUAAUCGGUCACCUAAUUCCUAAAGAAUUCAUAAACCACUGGUUUAUUCUCACAUGUUUGAAUGUAUCUACUGUAUUUAAUUUUUCUUUUUAGCAUAACAUUUUGAGUUUUCUGUAACAAAAUGUGCCUUCAGAUGCCUGUAGUUCUUGUCAUUUUUACUAUUUCUUUGUCCAUGGCCAGCAUGAAAUGUGGCUUACUUAUGAAGAAUACUUUAUUUUAGUCUAAAUUUAUUUUGAUAAUGAUAAUGCAGCUAAUGAAAAUGUAUUUUGUAAGGUUGUCACAGUUUUCCCCAGUUUGAGCAAACAAAAUCAAGCAGCAAAUGAUUAUCCUUUGAGUGAUCUCUUUAAAUUAAAACAUUCCACCGCACAGUGAAAUUGCAGCUUUAUAGAGUGCUGCUGGGAUUACACAUUUUGCAGGUCAACAACUGGGACUUUGCACUUCAACAUGGAAGUUUUGUUGGCACACCACCAAGUUUUUUUUGACUAAAGGCCUGCGAACUGUUCCAACUCAAACUUUCAGGGAUUUUUUAUUUGACUGAUAGACGUGAUGGAAGCUUGUUUACAGCCUUUCUUUAUUGUGCAUUAUUUUUGUAUUUAGGUUUCAAAAAGUAGUUGGCGUUUUGUGAGAAUUGUUGUGAUGUUAAGAAUCAAGUUCUUUAUGCCUAUAAUAUAGAGGCCUAUAAAAUAUGUCAUGACUGCAGCACUCUAUUCAAAAAGGCUUGCAUUGAAAAUUCUAAAAAAAACACUUUUAGAUUACAUUUCUGUUACUCUUUCAUGUAAUAUGAGCAGAUCAUUCUGCUUAUUUCAUGAAUGAGUUAUAAUAAUAAAAUGUUUUCAUUUCAAAUUUUUCAAAAAGUGUUCUUUAAAUAAUUUUGAUAUCCUGAUAGAAGCACAAGCUGUAAAUUCAUAUUUUCUGAACAAACAAGAAUACAUUGAAAAGAUUAAUCAUAUUUUUUUUCUUUUAUACAUAAAACUGAAAUCACUAAAUCUGAAAAUUUUUUAGAAUUCUGUUUAAAUAAAUAUAAUUGAAAACAAGUUGUUACGUCAUGAAACAAAUGACACAUUGUUUACACAUUGUUUUUGGAUAAAACGUUUAAACAAUGGAUGGUUUGAUAGCCCAAGACAAUUUUUUUCUUUGGCCUUGGUCAAUUGCAACAGAAACCAAUUAAAUGUUUAUAAAGGAAAGUAAUUUUUAAAACCCUGAUGUAGUAGAGACUUCUAUAUGCUGGACCAAUCACUGUUUGAUCUGUCAGAUUUCUAACUGGCUCUUUGAUUGGAAGAUGGCAGUGAUGCACUUUGAGAAACAUCUUAUACAGCCGUGAGAAGAACUGCCUGCCUAGUAUAUUCAUAAUGCAAUUAUAUAUGUGAUUUAAGAGCCAGUUGGACAGAUGUGUAACCCAAAGUAAAAAGUAAAAACCAGAUCUCAGGGAAACAAGUUUAUUUUUACCCUACAAAAUGUCACAUAGAUAGGGGGUCAGACCACAAACAAACAAAACAAAAAAAAAAAUGUAUAUAUAUAUAUAUAUAUAUAUAUAUAUAUAUAUAUAUAUAUAUACACACAUAUAUAAAAGAUGAUACAAACAAUCUGACAAAUAUCAAUCACAAUAUAGUUAUACCAUUUCUUUUCAUAAUGUCGAGUAGACGUACAAAAUAUAGCAAAAUAACUAAGGCAAAUAAAUAGAUAAUUUUAGGGGGAGGAAAACCAUCAUUCCACAUUCUUCAAACUUCAGCUUUACCUUCCUUUUUUAAUGAUUGAUGGUGUAAAAAAUCUUUUGAGAACUAUACAUUUAUUAUGUGAGGCCCUUGUCAAAUCAACCAUUAGAAUGAUGCACUUGGCACAAAUAAAACCCGUCUAAAUCAUAGGUGGAGCAUUCCUACAGCAUUCAUCAAGUGCAAAAUAUAAUUUUAAAAAUAUAAAAGUGAGUGAUACAUUUAGACAGUUGGCAUGGUGCUUUCAGAUGAAGUCUUACAUAUUUAUCUUCCUGUGAUGUAGAUACAUUUUCUUUACCAUUCAUACUAUGGUUCAUAUCUAUCUAUAUAAUUCUAUAAAUCAAUUCACAAUAAGGAGCUGGAAAGGCCAGUUUUAUAAAAGAAUGGAUUAUUGUAUAAAUUUGGCUCUUCAGGUUUGUGAUGCAGGAAAAGUGUCCUACAAAAAAAGUGCAUUAAGCAACUAGCUGCAUAUUUUCCUUUCUGUUUUGGACAAUCAUCAGAUAUACAUAAAAAUACACAUAAUAACACUGAUGAUUUUAAUACUCUUGUGAAGCUUAAAAGGCAGAAUACCAAGAUUGUUCUGUGGAACAAUGUAACUUCUAGUGUCUGCAGUACCUCUCUUCUUAUGACAAAAAUGAGAAAUGAGAAAAAAGUGACAAUACCAACAGGACUACAAUUACUAUUUUUGGUAUUCAAAAAAAGAACAAACAGACAUAAAUAUACAACUUUCAAUCAUUGCAUAUAAAGUAUACAUAAACUGAUACAGGUGAGAAAGGAGAGAAUGACUGCACAUUGUUAUGGCACUUGUAAGCUUAAUGUUAAAACGUGUAUUUUGGAUUGUUAAUAAGUUUAAAAAUCUUACUGGCUCAAAGAAAUAUAAAUGUAUCAAAAGCUCUGCAGACAUCCUUGUUCGCUAAACAGAGCUGUACCCACAAAUAUGGACAAUUAGUACCAUGUUUAGUACCACAAGUGUCCAACAUUUAUUUUAUCUAUAAAAGAUUUAUACAGAACUCCCACUAUGACCCCAUAUUGACAGAUGAUACAGGAUGCCUCAGACUGCUGCAUAACCUGCAUGUGCAGUAAUAGUAAUAGGGUUUAGGGUAUGAUUUUUUUUUUGUCAGUUCAUAAUCUCCAUCUUACUGGAAUCUACAUUUGCCUUGAAAUGUCUGCAUUCUUUGCCUUCAUAUAUGUCUAUUUCCAUAUCAAAGGCCUCUCGUUUUCCCUGUCUCUAAAAACAUUUUCUCACACCAUGCCAACUACAAGGUCAAUGUAUGUACAUCUGCAACAUUUGCUUUUUAAAACAGAACUCUAUUUCCUUCCUAGAAAGCUACUUUAGGGCAUUUGGAUAAAGGGUGCAGCUGUACACGACAGAUGUGAAAGUUAUGAAAUAUAGCAAUCCAGUUAUUUAAUUUCUGCCAUUAAAUACACCUUAGGAUAUUUUUAUUAGA
Puntigrus tetrazona (Sumatra barb) is the source of this 5409-nucleotide messenger RNA. It is a transcript of the gene mocs1, whose product is annotated as molybdenum cofactor synthesis 1. Gene Ontology annotation, biological process: Mo-molybdopterin cofactor biosynthetic process. NCBI's taxonomy places the organism in Eukaryota, Metazoa, Chordata, Actinopteri, Cypriniformes, Cyprinidae. Gene Ontology annotation, molecular function: cyclic pyranopterin monophosphate synthase activity; metal ion binding; 4 iron, 4 sulfur cluster binding. The record is from RefSeq and is a predicted model, not a curated record. The transcript is spliced from 11 exons. The coding region runs from base 98 to 2275 and encodes 725 amino acids.